This is a messenger RNA of Micropterus dolomieu (smallmouth bass), 1624 nucleotides long. RefSeq names its product cyclin A1 (gene ccna1). Gene Ontology annotation, cellular component: cytoplasm; nucleus; cyclin A2-CDK2 complex. Gene Ontology annotation, biological process: regulation of cyclin-dependent protein serine/threonine kinase activity; mitotic cell cycle phase transition. NCBI's taxonomy places the organism in Eukaryota, Metazoa, Chordata, Actinopteri, Centrarchiformes, Centrarchidae. The transcript has 9 exons. The record is from RefSeq and is a predicted model, not a curated record. Bases 255 to 1484 code for a protein of 409 amino acids. Gene Ontology annotation, molecular function: cyclin-dependent protein serine/threonine kinase regulator activity.
UGAUUGGACAGAGAGCCGUUCGGAGGAAGCUGAUCCGUUUACAAGGCAACCUGAAAAAAAGCCCCCCCGGCUGGACUGACAAAGGACAUCCAGGAAGCUGCUUUAGGUCGCUUGAACGCAGCGAGAAGUCGCUGAUCGUCUCCAGAUAAGCGACAAAUAAGGAAGUUGCUGGCAAUCAAUCCGUUUGGGUCGCCAGUGAAAUUUCCCCACCUUCCUAUCCUAACGUAAAACUGUUAACUACGUUCAUCCUGAUUAUGAUGAACUCCAGUAAAAAUGCCCAUUGCGGCAGUCACACCAGCAAAGAGAAUAGUGCACCAUCAAGCAAAACAGAUGCACUGCAGGCCCAGCGGACCAAGCAGCGCACAGUGCUCGGUGUGUUGUCAGAAAAUGAGCAGCGCUGUCGACCCCUCAGCCAGGGAAGCCAAUUUUCCAAACACAGUUCGAUCUCAGACAGCUCCCAGCUAGCCUUCCUCGGCUGUCCCUCAAGUUCCAGCUAUGACGUGUAUGUUGAAGAGGCUUGUGAAGUUGUUCUUGCCACCUCUGGCCAAGAAGUGGUCUCGGACAGCUAUUACACAGAUGCCGAAAUUGCUGCCCUGCGAAAUGAAGAUUUGCGUCUCCUGCUGGAGCUGAGUUCAAGUUCAUACCAGGAUGCUUCUAUGCAGUCUGAACAAGAUGAAUCCCUGAUGUCAGAGGAAGUGCUGCGUGUGUCAGAGUAUUCAGAGGACAUUCACCGGCACUUGAGGGAGAGUGAAAUGAGGUUCAGGCCAAACCCAGGCUACAUAGAGAAACAUCCAGAGAUCACCAAUGAGAUGCGGGUCAUCCUGGUGGACUGGCUGGUGGAAGUCAUCCAGGAAUACAAGCUUCGUUCUGAAACUCUGCACCUUGCUGUCAACUAUUUGGACCGCUUUCUCUCCUGCACAGCAUAUGUGAAACGGGGCAAGCUGCAGCUGGUUGGCACAGCUGCAUUACUGAUUGCUGCAAAAUAUGAGGAGAUCUUCCCUCCUGAGCUGAAUGAGUUUGUGUACAUCACAGACAGCACCUACACUAAGAAUCAGUUAGUGCGGAUGGAGCACGUUUUCCUAAAAGUUCUGGCUUUCAACAUGGCAGCCCCCACCACAAACCAGUUCCUUAGGCUUUUCAUGUCCAUCCACUCUGUCUGUGCCAACACAGAGAACCUUGCCCUGUAUGUAGCAGAGCUAAGCCUACUGGAAAUUGAUCCAUUCCUACAGUACACCCCAUCUAUAAUGGCAGCCGGAACCUACUGCCUAGCCAACUACACUGUAAACAAAUCUCUCUGGCCUGAUUCCUUACGCGCCUUUACCGGUUAUACCGUGGGUGAAAUUGUGCCCUGCCUGACUGACCUCCACAAGCUAUACAUCAGUGCAGAGAGUCGCCCACAACAGGCCACCAGGGAAAAGUAUAAAAGUUCAAAGUAUUGUCGUGUUUCAUGGAUCACUCCACCUGCUGCGCUGCCUUUCCUAUGAGUCAGUGCUCCACCUUUCUCAUGACACUUGUGCCAGAAUAGAAUAGGAUUGAGAACAAAAACAAACACAUCUGAUGCUACAUGCUUUACCCAUCUGGACGCUGAAAUUUUUGCAAUACAAUAAAUUACUUUAAAAAAACA